AUGACGAAGGCGAAGAUCAUCUUCGAUAUCUUCGUGGAGGAGAUGUCGCAGCAGAGGGUCAUGAGACAGUUUGGAAUGCGUCAGUUGAUCGAGCCACCACCUCCCACAGUUCCACUACCACCACGCGUCCACGCGUACAACAGAAAAGGAGCGAACAAGACUGCUGUCGGAUGGGUACAGCUCCUGGGUCCAUACAUCGCUGGUUGGGCCAAUGCGCCGGCCGUGUCAUGGGCCACUAGGGAGCCGUUUGAUCUUCAGGAAUUUCAGCAGUACUUGCGAGCGUACAUGCCUAGGACACGACUUCGUCUGAGCCAGGCGUGUGACCCAGUUGAGAUGGCUCCCUCGACACAGUGGGACACCUACCCUCGCCACUCCACUUCAGGCACUCGGCAUCACGCAGCCGUGUUGACGGCGGAGCUGCAAGAUGACGCCGCCCAGUAUGAACGGUCGCUCUCCGCCGGCCCACUUCUUGGACGGUAUGAGCACCACGCCUCCUUUGCACAGCGUCUUCAGGAGAAACUACGUCGUAUCUACGCGACUAUCACAUGCACCCGAUCUUCGGAUGUUGUCGAGUACCGAGCAGCACAGCGGCCACCUCGCCCCUCUUUGCAGGUGCAUCAGCCGCGGCACGCCCCGCGCCCACGUAUGGAGGUACCGCCGAGCCCGAGGCCACCAUCUCAGAACCACUCUUGCCCUUCGACGAUGCAGCUUUCUUUCCCUUGGUGCUAG
Messenger RNA from Lolium perenne, 729 nucleotides. NCBI's taxonomy places the organism in Eukaryota, Viridiplantae, Streptophyta, Magnoliopsida, Poales, Poaceae. The record is from RefSeq and is a predicted model, not a curated record.